AAAAAAAAAGUGUGUUGCCAGUAUGUCAUUACCAAGAGGUGUUGGUUUAGGUGUUGAUGUUGGACAGUUGAUGCAACAUCAACAACAACAACAGCAACAACAACAGCAACAACAACAACAUCAUGUAUUACCAGCAGCAUUUUUUUUACGUGCAAGUGCUGAACGUUAUCAAAGAACUCCAAAAUGUGCUAGAUGUAGAAAUCACGGUGUUGUAUCAGCGCUAAAAGGACACAAACGUUAUUGUCGUUGGCGUGAUUGCGUAUGUGCUAAAUGUACAUUAAUUGCUGAAAGACAACGUGUCAUGGCUGCUCAGGUUGCAUUGAGAAGGCAACAAGCGCAAGAAGAAAGUGAAGCUCGUGAAUUAGGAUUACAAUUGCAGUAUAAUAAUGGUACAUGUCAAAAUGGACCAGUAAUACCAGCAGCAUCAUCAACAGCACCUCCACCACCACCACCAACAACAACAACGACAACAAUAACAACAGAAAGAAGUCCACCACCUCCAUCACAUCAAACUCAUGUUGGUAGUCCAACUGGUUUAGCAAUUGCUGCUGCUGCUGCACAAAUACAAACACAGCUACAUCAUCAGCAUCAUCAACAACAUCAACAACAGUCAGAUUGUGGUGGUCUCCUUCGAAUGAGAGUUGAACAAGAUGAUUACACAUCGUCUGAUAAAAAUGACAUUAAUAUGUCACUUGGACCAAUGACUGGUAAAAGAACAAGACAAACUCUUCAAGAUUCAAUAAAUGAAGAUGACAGAGAUUCAGAUUCAGGAACAGAAGCAACACAUGUAUCAAUAAAAGGUAGAUCAUCACGUUCACGUUCACGUUCAAGAUCACAUUCAGCAAGUCGUACACAUGCUAGUGGUUCAAGUGGAGGUGGUCAUCAUGGCUUGACAACAGAAACUGAAUCAAUAAAUGGUGUUAGAAAACGUGAAAAUAGUAUUAAUGAUUCAGAUGAUGCAAGUCCAGAUCCAGCAACACCAAGUCCAACAAAUACACCACCAUUAACACCAGCAUUAACACCACAACGUAUUGAUACACCAUUACCAGAAAAUUUAAGUUUAAGAAAAACAACAAAUUCACCACAAACACAUAUACAACCUGUAGAUCUUGUACAAUCAAGACCAAGUCCACCACCAAAUUCAUUAGCUGUUGCUGCUGCUGCUGCUGCAGCUGCACAUUUUUCACCUUAUGCACCAUUAUAUGGUCCAGCUGGUGCUUUAUACUGUUCGCCAGCACUUUAUCAACAUCAUCAUCAUCAUCAUCAACAUCAACAGCAACAACAACAGCAACAACAACACAUUAAUGCUGAUACACGUGAUUUACAAAUGCAAAUGCAAAUGCACAUGCAAAAUGUACAACAAUCUUGUGGUAUUCAAGUACAAAAUCAACAAAGUCAACAGCAUCAACAACAACAACAACAACAGAGAUCACCUGUUGAUGUUUUAUUGAGAGUAUUUCCAGGUAGACGUAGAGCUGAUGUUGAAGCACUUCUUCAUCGAUGCAAAGGUGAUGUUGUAUCAGCAAUGGAGGCACUAGUUUGUGAAGAUAAUUUACAACCAAAAUCAGCAUUUUCACCACUUGCUGGAGCACUUGCAUCAGCAGCAGCAGCCGCGGCUGCAGCAGCAUCAUCAACUGGUGCAUAUGUAUCACGUUCUGGCUAUUGUGGACCAAGUCCACCAACAAGACACAGAUUUUUAGCUGCACCAUAUACAGGAACUGGAUAUUUACCAACAGUUAUUAGACCACCAAAUCAAGGCUCACAUACAAAUGGUGAUGCAUAUAGAGAAACAAGUCCUGAUGAUGCUAGUGAUAAAACAAGUUAUUCCGAGUGACCUAAUGAAUUUUUACAUCAAAUACACUGGUCCUAUCAUCAUCCAUAGUUUUC
Molecule: messenger RNA, 1887 nt
Organism: Aphidius gifuensis
Lineage: Eukaryota; Metazoa; Arthropoda; Insecta; Hymenoptera; Braconidae
Gene: dmrt99B
Product: dual specificity protein kinase splA
Exons: 4
Coding region: 23-1834 (603 amino acids)
Biological process (GO): sex differentiation; regulation of transcription by RNA polymerase II
Cellular component (GO): nucleus
Molecular function (GO): RNA polymerase II cis-regulatory region sequence-specific DNA binding; protein binding; DNA-binding transcription factor activity, RNA polymerase II-specific
Source: RefSeq, a predicted model, not a curated record